Closterium sp. NIES-65 is the source of this 1349-nucleotide messenger RNA. The record is from the annotation of a GenBank genome assembly. Lineage: Eukaryota; Viridiplantae; Streptophyta; Zygnematophyceae; Desmidiales; Closteriaceae.
AUGGCGAGUCGCGUCACCCGCACGGCUGUCGCCAUGACCAUCGCCGUCGCCAUCGUCGCCCUCGCGGUGGUCUCGCCUCUUCCCGUCCUGCCAGGCACCCAUGCGGCCAAGGUCUUAGCCUCUGAAUUUUCGGUCCUGCAGGCGUUGAAGCGAGAGUGGGGCGCGUUCAACGGCAGUGAGACAUGGACGUCUAGCACUGACUGUGACUUCGGUGCCAUGAAGGGCGUUGCCUGCAGUUCCUUUGGCGAGAUCUUUGCUUUGGGCGUGUACAACAAGGGUAUCAAAGGCAGCAUACCCACCGCCAUUGGCACUCUCCGUGAGCUGCAAUUCCUGGACCUGUCUGGCAAUCAGCUUACAGGCCCCCUUCCGUCGUUCUUUGCCCAACCUGGUGUUAUGAAUCAGCUGGACCUUAGUAACAACCAGCUGAGUGGCUCCAUACCGGCAGUCUUCAGUAGGUUUGGGGGCCUGCUGCAACUGCGCCUGAACGACAACCAGCUCUCAGGAACUAUCCCGGAGAACAUGCUUGCAGUCAUCGGCAACAUCAAUAUCCUUCUUCUCCACAACAACCAGCUCUCGGGAUCAAUUCCUGCCAAGCUGAACUUGUUGCAACGUCUCGAAUUGCUAAACCUGAGUGGUAACCAGCUGGAUGGAAGCGUGCCUGUUGGAUUGAGCCUCCUGACAAACCUGCAGUAUCUAGGCCUUGGCAAGAACCAGUUUGUAGGGUCUCUUCCUUCAGAACUAGCACUUCUGACCAAUCUGAAUUACUUGUACCUCAACGACAACAGCCUCGUUGGGACUAUUCCCACUGCGCUGAUGGGAUUGAAUAAACUUUCGGAGUUGUCAUUCGCCAACAACCAGCUGGUCUCCAACGAUGUGAACACAGUACUUGCUUCUUUCACCACCGUCACACUACUGGACAUCUCAAACAACCAAUUUACGGGAACCCUUUCAGCAGGGAUAAGUGACCUCACCAAUUUGGAAGUUCUGCGUAUGGGGGGAGUUAAGCUUGAAAGUGCGCUUCCUGGGGAGAUCCUUUCGCUCAUCAGACUCUCCGUCCUAGACCUUAGCAGCACUCGAAUCUUGGGACCGCUUCCGGAUCCUCUUAGCAACUUGGGUUUCCUCCAACAGCUCAACCUGAGUGGCAACAGUAUCGCAGAUUAUGCUGAUCCAAUCUCCGUCCUCACAACCCUCACCUACCUUGGCCUGUCGAACUGUGGUUUCAUGGUCCCCCCUUCCGACUCUCUCUCCAAGCUUGAGAACCUUGAGGCGUUCGAUUACAACAACAACGAAGUUCCUCUUACAGAGACUAUACCGCAGUUCCUCCUCGACUUCACGGGGCUUGCCUCUCU